Messenger RNA from Camelina sativa (false flax), 535 nucleotides. The record is from RefSeq and is a predicted model, not a curated record. Lineage: Eukaryota; Viridiplantae; Streptophyta; Magnoliopsida; Brassicales; Brassicaceae.
AUGUCAGUUACAGGAACAAAACGGUUCAAUGCAAACACUGGACCAGUAACUCCUGGUAAGCAAUCCUCAGUCAAGGGACCAUACGGUAAGAAUCCGGGAUGCACAACAGGCUGUGGUAUGAGGCUACCGAGGAAAACAGAAUGCACAGCCGCAAGACUGGUCAAACAUGUCAGCUGUAACUUCGUUAAAGGCUUACGACUAGUGGUGAUGAGGACGAAGAAGAAGAAGAAGAGAUCUACACCAUUGAAGAAGGCUUCUUCUUCUGGAAUAUCUCAGCCUUCGGCCAUCUCUAUCGUAAAUGAAACUCACAGAUCAGAGGCGAUAGAAGACUGCAUACAGUUUAUUAACUCAUCAACCUCGUUCACGAGAUCACGUUCUACCAGUGACGGUAAAUCAUAAGUUUUUGUAAUACCCAUAAGUUUCGAAACUCUUUCUUGGUCACUAGUUGGCUACGCAAUAGCAUAUUAGAGAAUUCCGUGUAAUAUCUUUUAUGAAAUGAAAAAUAUAUAUAGAGCAGAAGAGAGAUUUAAGUACU